Molecule: messenger RNA, 2004 nt
Organism: Pseudonaja textilis
Lineage: Eukaryota; Metazoa; Chordata; Lepidosauria; Squamata; Elapidae
Gene: TDO2
Product: tryptophan 2,3-dioxygenase
Molecular function (GO): L-tryptophan 2,3-dioxygenase activity; heme binding; metal ion binding
Source: RefSeq, a predicted model, not a curated record
CUGAAUCUGAAUGGUAGCAAGGAUGGGCAUUUCAAGAAGGGGGCUGGACCUGAAUUGUUGAUCAGAUUACAUAAAAGAAUGCACUAGGAAAUGCACUUUAUUUUAUCUCAGGAUAUUGGAACAGGCAAUAUUUGAUACUGGAGCCAUGACUGGAUGUCCGUUUUGGAAGAACAAAUACCAAUUUAAUUUUACUAAACUGGCUUUGGGAGAUGGAGCAGAUGACAAAUCGCAGGAAGGAUUAAACAAGGCUAGCAAAGGUGGUCUUAUCUAUGGCGAAUAUCUACAUCUGGAUAAAAUAUUGAAUGCACAGGAACUUCAGAGUGAAAAUAAGGGAAACAAAAUUCAUGAUGAACAUCUGUUUAUUGUGACCCAUCAAGCUUAUGAAUUAUGGUUCAAGCAGAUCCUGUGGGAAUUGGAUUCUGUUCGCGUGAUAUUUCAGAAUGGCCAUGUGCGAGACGAAAGGAACAUGCUGAAGGUGGUUACUCGAAUGCAGAGAAUUGCAAUAAUCCUUAAAUUGCUUGUGGAACAAUUUUCCGUCCUAGAAACAAUGACAGCUCUGGACUUCUUCGAUUUUAGAGAUUAUCUAAGUCCAGCUUCAGGAUUCCAGAGUUUACAGUUUCGAUUAUUGGAAAAUAAGAUUGGCGUCCCUCAAAAUCUGAGAGUUCCAUAUAACAGAAGGCACUACCGGGAUAACUUCAAGGGAAAGGAAUCUGAAUUAUUGCUUAAAUCGGAACAAGAGCCAACACUACUGCAGCUAGUCAAAGCAUGGCUAGAAAGAACACCAGGACUUGAACCAGAAGGAUUUAAUUUCUGGGGGAAAUUUGAAGCAAAUGUACUUAAUGGAUUAGAACAAGAAUACGCAAUAGUACAGGCUAAAGAAGACUCUGAGGAAAAAGAAGAUCAAAUGGCAGAACUUCAGAAGCAAAAAGAAGUACUUAUGUCAUUAUUUGAUGAAAAACUCCACGAACAUCUUUUUAGUAAAGGUGACAGAAGAUUGUCCUAUAAAGCAAUGAAAGGGGCGUUAAUGAUAUACUUCUACAGAGAGGAACCUCGCUUCCAAGUUCCUUUUCAGCUUCUUACUUCUCUUAUGGAUAUUGAUGUUCUAAUGACUAAAUGGAGAUAUAACCAUGUGUGCAUGGUGCACAGAAUGAUUGGGAGCAAGGCUGGGACUGGAGGCUCAUCAGGCUACCAGUAUUUACGCUCAACUGUAAGUGACAGAUAUAAAGUAUUUGUUGAUUUAUUCAAUCUUUCAACUUACUUGGUGCCAAGAAGUUGGAUCCCAAAACUGAAUCCAACACUUCAUAAAUUCCUUUACACGGCAGAAUGUUGUGACAGUUCAUACUUCAGCAGCGAUGAUUCAGAAUAACAGCUUUCAAAAGGCCUGGAAGUUGUGGAGUCGACACAUACAUCCAGAGGCACUGGUUUAAAAUAACUUAAACAUGCAGACUAAUAAUUUAUAUAUAUAUAAAUAUAUGUAUUUAUGCACAAUAUACAGUAACAUAGAUUUUAAUAUAUAACUAUUUCAAGUAAGUAAUUAUAAAAUAAAAUAUAGAGAUAGCCAGAUCAAUUUUAAGUUUUACUUUUAUUAGUUUUACCUGACUUAUUAGGCUGAACCAAGAUGUUUGAUUGCUGCAGUAAGUUUGUAAUAAAGAUUUAAUUUUAGAUUUAUUACAUUUGUAAUUAUACCUUCAAAUUUCCUUAUGAAAGCUUGCUCCUGAAAACAAUAUAAAAAUGUUGGGAUGGAGAAAGGAAAAAAUUGCACUGUAUAUUAAAAAAAACUGAAGAAACCAGAUAUUUAUAUAGAAUUGGCAACAUAUGCUAGAGUGGAUUGAAGGAACAUGUUAUGCACAUGUUGGAAAAUGGUAAAAGUUUUUAAUAAAUGGUUCUUUUUUGAAAGAACCUUUAUUUUUUUAAAUAAGGAGAACUAAUGUUAUCAGAAGAAACAGAACAUUUGAAAGGCUACGAGAUACUUAAGAAUUGUGAGAUAUACAUUAAAAUGAUAGA